AUGUUUGAUGGCUGGCUCGAUUCUGAAGAGGGUGAGCAUCAGUUGGCUGAGCUUAGGGCCAAGUCUGUCGUCCCUCUCCCUCUCUUCCUUCCCUCUCCUUCUCCCAAUACAGCCACCUCAUCCUAUUGUCCCAACCCUUCUGCCGCUGAUUCAGCACUUGCAUCUGCUACCGACACCCUAGACCACAUGAGUGUGGGUCUGGUUGCCUCCGCUGCCCUGACUGACACGAAGGGCAAAAAGAUGGCCAUGGCUGUUGUUGUCAAAUUCACUCACAAACAGACGCUACCUCUUGGAUGUGUUGUCCUUCCUCUCAGCCCUGGAACAGGCCAAAUGUUGACGGUUAGGUCCCCUAUGGAGCGGAAUGGUGCCGGUAAGAUGCUUGAAGAUCCUCCAGAGUUGUUACCUGGUGGUGUACUGACCAAGGCAUUCCAGUGCUAUCAGCGACCUGGGCAUGUGUUGUGCACUAAGUGUGCCAGGGAGUCAAAGGAAUGUAGCUUUCAGCCUAGGCGAAUGACAACGGAGAAGGGGAAGGGGAAGGGGAAGGGGAAGGGGAAGGGGAAGGGGAAGGGGAAGGGGAAGUUGAAGGAACAGUCAGCGCCGAAGUCAGAUGAGAAGGAGUGCCCCUUAGAGUGUCAUAAGGUGGAGGUGGCUGUCCCUGUGCAUACGCUGUUUGCACCCAAAAACCAGUCCAGCACUUUCCAACUACUACUCAUUCCAUCCCUGCUCCCAUCCACCCUUCCUGCUCCCAUUCAGCCGCCUUCCCUGCUCCUUCUGACACAUUUCACCUCUCGCCCAUUAUUGCCCAAGGCAUUGCGUCUGAGCUUUGGUACCGUAUUGCUGUGGCUGAGGGCAGAGCUGGAGUUGCUUGAUGUGUGGGUGGGCAUGUCAACUUCCUCAGAUAUUGUCUUGGUCAAGGACUUGUCGGAGGCCGAGGAUUCGGGAAUGUUGGAAUGA
Heterobasidion irregulare TC 32-1 is the source of this 954-nucleotide messenger RNA. RefSeq lists its product as uncharacterized. The record is from RefSeq and is a predicted model, not a curated record. The transcript is spliced from 4 exons. The coding region runs from base 1 to 954 and encodes 317 amino acids. NCBI's taxonomy places the organism in Eukaryota, Fungi, Basidiomycota, Agaricomycetes, Russulales, Bondarzewiaceae.